Molecule: messenger RNA, 874 nt
Organism: Cornus florida
Lineage: Eukaryota; Viridiplantae; Streptophyta; Magnoliopsida; Cornales; Cornaceae
Product: glycolipid transfer protein 3-like
Exons: 6
Coding region: 1-684 (227 amino acids)
Biological process (GO): intermembrane lipid transfer; ceramide transport
Cellular component (GO): membrane; cytoplasm; cytosol
Molecular function (GO): ceramide 1-phosphate transfer activity; ceramide 1-phosphate binding
Source: RefSeq, a predicted model, not a curated record
AUGAUUAAGAGGAGAGAAAUCGAGAAGGCGGAGACACCGAGUUCAGAGAUAAGGUCUGCCAUAGAAGAGCUAUCUACGGUGGUGGUGAAGGUUAAACCUGAUGUUGAUGAUGAUGAUGUUGAUGCCCAUAUCCCCGCCAAGCCUUUUCUGUUUGUCUGCAAGUUGGUCAUUCAAGUUCUUGAUAAAAUAGGGCCAACAAUGACUGUUCUCAGGCAAGACAUUGAUCAGAAUAUUCAGAGAUUGGAGAAGAUCCUAGAAUCUGAUCCUUCACUGUACUCAAAUUUGGUUGAGAUAUUGAAGAAAGAGGCUAUUGAAGGCAAUGCCAGAAAUAACACCAGCUGUAGUAGAGCCCUUGUUUGGCUUAUCAGAUCAAUGGAUUUUAUGGUCAAUCUAUUACAAUUAUUAGUGAAGGAUUCAGGAGAGACUAUGGAGCAAGCAGUGGAAGAGGCAUACAACAUCACCCUAAAGCCAUGGCAUAGAUGGAUAUCUUCAGCUGCAUAUAAAGUAGCAAUCAAACUAGUGCCUGAUAACAAUACAUUAAUGAAUAUUAUGAUGGCGAAAGACGAAGACCGUGAAAAGCUUAAAGAGGAAAUGAAGGCUUUGAUCUCAUUACUGGUGCCUCUCUUAGAAAAUAUCCACUCCAUUUUGGGUUCCUAUGGUUUGGAUAACAUGAAGUCUCCCUGAGGAGAGAGAAUGUUUGAAGAAAACAAAACAAUGUACAGAGUUCAGUUUCAUAUAGAGUGUUUUUUUUUUUUUUUUUUUCAAUCCUUCCCUUUAAUGUAGAUAUAUAUUAUAAAUACAAGUAUAUAAAUAGCUCAGCUUGGUUUUUUUUUUAGGUAAAAGGUAAGCUUUAGCUCAGCUUGUUUUGUUAUAA